This is a messenger RNA of Coturnix japonica (Japanese quail), 1974 nucleotides long. It is a transcript of the gene DTWD1, whose product is annotated as DTW motif tRNA-uridine aminocarboxypropyltransferase 1. The record is from RefSeq and is a predicted model, not a curated record. Gene Ontology annotation, molecular function: tRNA-uridine aminocarboxypropyltransferase activity. Lineage: Eukaryota; Metazoa; Chordata; Aves; Galliformes; Phasianidae. Gene Ontology annotation, cellular component: nucleus. Gene Ontology annotation, biological process: tRNA modification.
GGCGGGCGGGGAGCGGCGGAGCGCGGCGCGGAAGUAGCGGCCGCCGCACUGCAGGGCGGAACGGGCCCACCUCCGCUCCGCUCCCUUAACUGGGUUCUGCUGACCUUUAAAACGUUAAAGCUGGGCGCUGCGGGAGGGAGAGCUAACCAUGUCUUUAAAUUCAUCUACAAUUCUAAAUGAAGAAAACUCUCAAGGACCAAAAAGAAAUGUUGCAUGUUUGGAAAGUCUAGAACUGCAGACUCCACCAUCAUUUCAAGAUGACCCGCUUCAAAACUUACAGUUGGCAUCACAGAAAGUACUUGAAAAGGCAAAAAAAAGUGGGAGAUCAAAAUGCCCACGAUGCAGCGGCUCAAGGAUGUUUUAUUGUUACACCUGCUUUGUUCCUGUUGAAACUGUCCCUACCACAGAAAUCCCAACAGUGAAGUUACCUUUGAAGAUUGACAUCAUUAAACACCCAAAUGAAACUGAUGGCAAGAGCACUGCUGUGCAUGCUAAGCUCCUGGCACCUGAUGAUGUUACAAUUUACAAGUACCCCUGCAUUCCAGAAUACAAAGAAAGAAGACAUGAAGUGGCACUUAUCUUUCCCGGCCCCGAUUCAGUUUCAGUAAAAGACAUUGCUUUUCAUCUCCAAAAAUACUCCAGGAAAGGUGUUGGUGACUCUGACAAUGGCUGUUCCAAAGAGCCGUUUCUUAAGAAAGCAAGAGUAGAACCUACAGAAGAAAAAGAUUUAAAUGAAUGCAUCUCAAGCAACAUGAAUGAAAGCACUAAACUGAAGAAAGUAAUAUUUAUUGACAGUACCUGGAAUCAAACUAAUAAAAUAAUAACUGAUGAAAGACUUCAAGGGUUACUACAAAUUGAGUUGAAAACAAGGAAAACUUGCUUUUGGCGUCAUCAGAAAGGAAAGCCAGAUACGUACCUUUCCACAAUAGAAGCAAUUUAUUAUUUCUUUGUGGAUUAUCACCAGGAGAUUUUGAAAGAGAACUACAAAGGACAAUAUGAUAAUCUGCUUUUUUUCUUUUCAUUUAUGUACACAUUGAUUAAAAAUGCCAAGUGUGGCGCAGGAAAAGAAUAAACUGUCUGUCUAUAGGUAACAACCUUUUAUUCUGUUUCUUUUGUAAUGAUGAUCUGUCGUAAUUUUAACCUGACCGAAGUCUGGAAACAGAUGGUACUUUUAGUCAUGGCUAAGGGUUUUCCUCUAAAAGUAACCUUAUGUGUGCAUGACAUGAAUCGGUUAAGUGAACCGUGUGUGCAUGACAUGCACGCAUGAGGCUGUAGAGCUAUUCAGAUGAGCAGUCUGAUUUAAAUUAUUGAUUUGAAUAGAAUUAAUGGUUUACUGAAUACUGUACUGUAGUGUUUGAACCUGGUCUGCUAAUCACUGUGAAUUUCUUCAGGUGGGGAUUGGAGAAGUUGGCCCUUGUCCCAUAUGGAUCUAACUCUAAAAAAAGGAUUUUGCAUUUUGCUUGUUUUAUUAUUUAUGUUUUGGAUGUUUCAUAUGUUUUAUCCAGUACAGUUGAUUUCAGCUAUGUGACUUCAAAAGCUUCCUGAAGUUAUUAGGACGGUAUUUAAUAGAGGACUGGAGAAAAAAGUAAAUGAAAAGCCACAUUGAGUAAAUGGAGUAUAAAUUACAUACCUGAUGAUUGAAUCCAGCAAAUUGUCCUUGUAAUAGAAAAGAGGUCUCUUUAAAUGUCAUUGUACAGUGCUUGAUUUCUAUAGUCCCAUUCACGUACUGUUGUAUUAAAAUUAUUCUCAAUUUCCUGGAUAACUGCAGGCUCCUUCAAACAGAAUUGAGGUAUUUAUAUAAGUAUAUUAUUAUUUUGGGGAACACCAACUUAUAUUAUUAUGGGUAAUUUUUUUUUACAUGUCAUCUUCUUAUAUCGUAAGCAGCAGAAAGGGCUGAUUGCGCACUUGGAGUUAUCUGAAAACGUAGAUCUUUUUUCAGGACUGAAGCUAAAUAAACAGACAAGAAAUAUGAUA